UGGAGCCUCGUCUGCAUAUGAACGCGGGAAAUUGACAACAAAAUGGCUGACACUACCCCGCACAUUCGCCAGUUGGAUGAGGUUGUAGUGAAUAGAAUAGCAGCAGGGGAAGUGAUAAUAAGGCCGGCAAAUGCAAUCAAAGAGAUGAUUGAGAAUUCAAUAGAUGCUGGCUCAAAAAAUAUUAGUGUUACUCUGAAAUCAGGUGGUCUAAAACUUAUUCAGAUUCAAGAUGAUGGGUCUGGGAUCAGAAAAGAAGAUUUAGAAAUAGUCUGCAAGAGAUUUACAACGAGCAAGCUGACAAACUUUGAUGAUCUGAAGUCCAUUCAAACAUAUGGCUUUAGAGGAGAAGCUUUAGCAAGUAUAAGUCAUAUAGCUCAUGUUACAAUCACAACCAAGACAGCACAGGGGAAAUGUGCAUAUAAAGCUAAGUACCAGGAUGGCUCUUUAAUUGGUGAGCCAAAAGCUUGUGCAGGGAAUUCUGGGACUCAGAUUCUUGUUGAGGACCUGUUUUAUAAUGUUGGUAUAAGAAAAAAGGCUUUGAAAAGUCCAAGUGAGGAGCAUACUAAAGUUACAGAGGUCAUCAGCAAAUAUGCAAUUCACAAUGAGGGUAUUGGAUUCACCUUGAAAAAGCAUGGAGAGACUUUAGCAGAUGUAAGGACAAUGUCAAAAUCAUCAAAGAUAGAGAAUAUAAAGACAAUAUAUGGACCAACUAUUGCAAAAGAGCUGCUUGAAGUCAAAGUGGAUGACAGCAAACUGGCAUUUGAAAUAAAUGGCUAUAUAUCUAAUGCAAAUUACUCUGUGAAAAAGAUCAUUUUUCUUCUUUUUAUAAACAACAGGCUUGUUGAUUGUACUAAUCUUAGAAAAGCAAUGGAAGUUGUUUAUGCUAAUUAUCUACCAAAAGACAAGCACCCAUUUGUGUACAUGAGCUUGAAUAUUAUGCCAAGCAAUAUAGAUGUGAAUAUCCACCCAACAAAACACGAAGUUCAUUUUCUUCAUGAAGAUAUGAUCAUUGAAAGUUUAAAAAAAGCAGUUGAUGCUAAGCUUCUUGGUGCCAAUGAGUCAAGACAUUAUUAUACACAAACACUUCUUCCAACAUUUGGAUCUACUUCAGUGUCUGAUAUUGCUGAUGAGGCUUCUGAGGCAGUUAGUCAGAAAAAUAAAGAAAAAAUAUAUGCCCACCAAAUGGUUCGCACUGAUGCCAGAGAGCAAAAGCUUGAUGCCUUUUAUGAUAUUGCCAGCACUUCAAGUCUAAAAGAUUCUGAGAAAUCAUUUGUAAAAACGUCAAAGUCAUCAACGGACAUUUCACAUGCAGAUGGAAUGGCUGUUGAUGAUACCAUAUUUCAAGGCGAAAGACAACAUGCCAAUAAAAACCAAAGCAAAGGGUCUUCCAACAAGCUGCCUCUGAAACGAAAGCGUGAUCAAUACUCGGAAGAAACUUCAACAUCAGCAGGCCCUAGAAGAAACAUUGGCCUAGCAAGCAUACAAAAUUUACGCAAAGCAAUAGAUGACAACGAACAUCAUGCUUUGAAGGAACUGAUCGAAGAUCAUAUAUUUGUCGGUUGUGUUGACCGCUCUCAGGCCUUAAUUCAACACAGCACCAAACUGUACUUGGUUAAUGUUACAAAAUUAACCAAAGAACUUUUCUAUCAGAUAAUCAUUUUCAGUUUUGGUAACUUUGGUUACAUGAGGCUCAAAAACCCAGCACCAAUCUAUGAAUUAACUAUGAUGGCUUUGAAUACAGAACAAAGUGGUUGGUCUCAGCCAGAUGGGCCUAAGGAAGAUCUAGCCAAAUACGUUGUUGAUUUGCUGAAGUCAAAAUCAGAAAUGUUGGCAGAUUAUUUUUCGUUAGAGAUUGACAAAGAAGGCAAUAUCAUUUCUUUGCCCAUGCUCCUGCGUAGAUACAGUCCUGAUCUGUAUCGCCUUCCUAUGUUUUUGCUGAGACUAGCAACCGAUGUUGACUGGGAGGCAGAGCAGACUUGCUUUCAGACAUUCGCUGAUAUUUGCAGCAUGCUGUACGCUUUUGGUCCUAAUUCAUUAGAUAUUAAACCGCUUGACAAUGCAGAGAAUAACAACAUAUCAGGUAAACCAAUCGAAGAAGAUUCACAGGGAGCAACAACUUCUAAGGAAAAACCGUGGAAAUGGAUUGUUCAGCACGUUUUAUUUCCUGCAUUACGUCAGGGCCUAGUUCCCCCAAAAAGGCUAUCGAAAAACGGGACGUUCUUGCAAGUUGCCAAUCUUCCAGAUCUUUAUAAAGUAUUUGAAAGAUGUUAGCACUAGACAAUUGCCGUCUUCACACGAAAUAAUGAUUGGUUUAUCAUAACAGUGACAUGUAGUUUUUAUAAUAGAAUGCUGGCAAUACAAGUCUGAAAGGCUGCAAACUUGAGGAAACUGUAGCACCUAUUUGUUGACAAAACACCUAUUUUGUAUUUCUUUAAGAAGAGUUAUCCAAGAGUUAUUACAUCACGAACUUCAUCGUUACACAUAAUUUCUCCAACAAGGAAAAGUUUAAAGCACUAAUCAUUAACACAAAGUGACUUAAAAUAAAGAAGAUGUAAUAAUAGCUAAAAUCCAAAACGACCCUACUAUUUUAACAUUCGACACCGUCAUUUCACAUAAAACUGCAUUUCGAAUGAAUAACUUGCUGCACCCUUUUUAAUUUUUUAAUUUUUUUUUCUGUAAGAGUUGUUUAAAAAGUGUUUUGAAGUGUUUGCGAUUAUUUUCAAAAGACGUCUUUUCUCUAGAUUUGACUUGGAAUAUUUUAUAAUCAGACGAUUUGUAUUUCGCAAAAUUUAACGGAAGCAGCAACCAUGUUUGUAUGAUGUCACCCGUUAUUAUACAUAGGAUAAAAUUAAGUAAGCUUAUGUAUUGAUAAAACGUUUUGAGAAGAAAGAAGUGAACUUACGGUCCAGAUUCCGAGGGCAUGCAGGAGACGU
Molecule: messenger RNA, 2933 nt
Organism: Rhopilema esculentum
Lineage: Eukaryota; Metazoa; Cnidaria; Scyphozoa; Rhizostomeae; Rhizostomatidae
Product: DNA mismatch repair protein Mlh1
Biological process (GO): mismatch repair
Cellular component (GO): MutLalpha complex
Molecular function (GO): mismatched DNA binding; ATP binding; ATP hydrolysis activity
Source: RefSeq, a predicted model, not a curated record